GGAAGUGCUGAUGAGUCAGCUGCCUGUCAGAGAGGAGCUGAGACUGCGGAGGACAGGAAAGAGGGGGGCUCUUCUGCUACUAUACUGUAUGUCUCUGGAUCAAGACAUAGACUUCAUCACCGGCCUACUAGAAAUGUACUGUGGCCAUGAAUGUUUAUGGAACAUCAUAGCCAAAGGCUAUUCUGAUAAAGUGCGAUGGAAUGCGGCCUUGGAGGAGCUAGUGGAGUACUGCAGGCCCUUUGUGUCCAGUGCUGACAAGGACUGGGUAAAGAAAAAGAUACAGAACCUGCGUACUGUGUUCCUCAAAGAACACAAAAAAAAGGAACAGUCCAAAAGGUCUGGCGCCGGUUCCUCCAAGUUUUACAAGACCUCACUAUGGUACUACCCCAUGCUAGAGUUUGUCCUGGACCAGGAGCCUACCUGGACAGGUUUCACCUCCAUCCCUCGGACUGCCACAUCAGAGCCUGAAGAUGAUGAACUAUCUUUGUCGGCAUCUAGUGAAAGUGUGGAGAUUCCCACCACCCCAGACCUCAGUCUCCAGGAUACAGAGGAAUCACAGAACCAAGAUCCUACCCCUGAAGCACCAGCUACCCCUGAUACCCCUGCAGCACCAGCUCCUCCGCCACGCCCCCGGAAGAGAACCCCAAAAAAAUACACCAGCCGGGAGGGCGAAGACCUAAUCUUUGAAGAGAUCAAGGCAAGACUUGCCCAGCCCCCCGACCACUACAAAAAAUGUGGGGAAUUCUUGGCCUCUGCAAUCUGCAACCUGCCCCCGAGUCAAGCGGAGCAGAUUGAGUAUCUAACUUUAAAGAUGCUGAAUAAGGCUCGAAAAUCCCAACUCCAUGAUAAAGUCAUACUGAUCGACUGCCGUCCUGUCACUGCUCCUCCCACCCAACCCCAUCCUAUUCCGCCCACCCAACCCCAUCUUUUUCCGCCCACCCAGCCCCAUCUCAUCCGCCCACCCAACCACAGCCUAUUCCGCCCACCCAACCACAGCCUACUCCCCAACCCACCUGCUCCUCAGCCAUAUACUCUGCUAUGCUGGAGGCAAAAGGAGGACAUGCCUCAGUUUCAAAUUUUGUAAUUUGCUUAUAAUUCCCAAUAAAUAUGGUGUGGUAUAGGCUAUAUGGUGUUUUGGGGGCAGAUUUGUUGGGGAGGAUACACGCAUGUUGUAGGUGCAUCAUAAUGGUGCCGGGCCCAUUCAUUCUGCACUUUACAGCAUGUGUGUAUUCUCCCAAUCAAAUCUGUGCCCAAAACACCAUAUAGCCCUCCAUCUUAGGAGUGAAAGUACCACACCAUAUUUAUUCGGAAUUAAAAGUAAAAUAAACUGUUAUUUAAUCAUUUUAAUUAUUUUAUUACAUAUAUAUCCAAAUUGUGAUGUCAUGUUUUAUAUUUAUAUGUGCUAUGUUGGCAAGACAUUGCAUAGU
Pseudophryne corroboree (corroboree frog) is the source of this 1427-nucleotide messenger RNA. RefSeq lists its product as uncharacterized. NCBI's taxonomy places the organism in Eukaryota, Metazoa, Chordata, Amphibia, Anura, Myobatrachidae. The transcript has 3 exons. The record is from RefSeq and is a predicted model, not a curated record. The coding region runs from base 11 to 1084 and encodes 357 amino acids.